Cuscuta europaea is the source of this 6572-nucleotide messenger RNA. Lineage: Eukaryota; Viridiplantae; Streptophyta; Magnoliopsida; Solanales; Convolvulaceae. The record is from the annotation of a GenBank genome assembly.
CUCUUCUCCAUUUUCAUUAUCCUCUUAUAAUUAUAUUCCCCGUUCCACUAUAAUCGUCCAAAGCAUUUCACGGAUCUUACCCCUGCUUCCCAUCCUGGUCAUGGGUUUUCCAGAUUCCAGUAGAUCGGUCGCCGAUGAAUCCGUAUACUGUGGUCUUACUGCUAUCGGAUUAUUUCGGGCUGUUCGGCAAAAGCUGAACGUUCCUUCUCCAUCAAAGGCGAUCUGCACAGUCUGAUCACUGAGAUUAUAGAUCGGUAGAUUAGGUUCGGCUCUGAGGUUGCCAACGAUGCUUUUUGUAUAUGUUUUCAUGUGUAUGGUGGAGUUCCAUGAAUGAAAAUGAUAAUUCUUUGUGCGAUGAGGUCUGCCGAAGCUUUGAUCUGGAGUUCUGGACCACUACUGCUAAAUCAAUGACUCUUCCGAUGAAGUUUGUUAUUCGGAGUUUCAGCUGCAUGAUUGAUACUUUUAUGUUAUGCUUGCAUAGUUGCAUCUGUAUAAGAAUGAUAUCAAAGGUAAAUGGUAGCGAUUAGUGUGCUGAUGAAAAUAAGAUAUGUCUGUUCUCUCAGACCUUUGCCAUGGUGGGUGCGCUCUCAUGGCAGGUCAAAUAACUUAAUAAAAUCUACAUUUUUCUGGUUUAGAGAGGAGAAGGUACGGGGUUUUCUCGGCUUCUCCUCUCUGUGUGAUGCGUCCUCUUUCCCUUUGUCUUCUCGCUACAGAUCUUAAAUGAGCUGCGAUUGCCAUGUUAGAUCUAGAUUUAUUCCCAACAAAUCAUCUCGGUACAAAGCAAGCAGUUCGGAUAAUUCUAAACCGCAACCAAGUCCUAUACUACCUGCAGCAAAGUUAACUUUGGGAUAAUUCACAACAGCUACAUUUAUCAAGGGCAUGAAGAGAGCAGAAAGUUCAACUAGGAAGUGUAUUUAGGACCAGACAGAGCAGUGGCGUAGCUAGGGGAGGCCAAGGCUUCCAGACGCCCAACCCAAAUUUUAUUUUUUUUUAUAUUUUUAGUGUAAAGUAUUCGAUGUAUUUUGGUAGUUAUACUAGUCCAGUCUGAUCUAGUGUCUUGGUUCAGUCCUUGAGCGCAUGUUUUUACUUGGACAAGAAUUUGCUACUUAUGUAUGGUUUGUUUAAACCUGAUUUGGUUAGAUAAAUGUCUAACCUUUAUGUAUUAUUACCUAUCAAAUUUGGUCUUGUGUGUUGUGAUCCGUUUAAGUUUGGUACGAGACUGAAAAAUCACUUUAUAUCAUUAUUAUUCUACAUGUCAUCCAGUUUAUUACGAAGUUUGAAGGAACAAAGUAUAGAACUAUUGUAUUUCAUUUAAAAUUUUGUUAACUUCUCUUUUUCUGUUAUCUAGCUUUUCAUUUUAAUUGUUCUUUUGAAGAAGUUUUUACUUGAUCUCAGGGCCGUAGUUAAGGAUUGCUAGCCCUAGUUCUGGCCUAGCUUAAAUUUUAAAAAUGUCUAUAUUUUCAGUAUAAAAAUUCUGUGUAUUUUUUUUCCGAAAAUAUUCUUUGUACUCGCCUAAUUUAGCACACUGCUCUGGCUUUGCCCCUGCUUGAUCUGCUUUUAGUCCUGACUAGUUCAGACUAAUCCAGAUUAGGUAGCAUUCUGUCAAUGUAAAAACAUUAUAACUUUUCUUUGUUGAUUGCCUCACUAUGAAAGCUCAGAGUUACGUUUAAAAGAGUGUUGUAUCGGUAUGAUUAUACAUGGAUUGAAAUUUGUUGGUCUGGUUUGGGUUUAAGGAUGUUUUUAUUCUGCUUGAUUUCAGGUCAUAUCAGAUCAGACCUAGACAAUUAAAAAAUACACAGGGAUUAGACAUUUUACGUGACCAAUUCUGAUGAGACUAGUUCAAAUCAGAUCAGAAAGUUCCAAUCAAAGUAAAAAUAUCAUAAUUUUGGGCAGAUUUGGUUUGAACAAAUCGGGUCCGGUAAAUGUCUGACUAUUGUGUAUUUAAUAACUACGAAAGUUUGGUUUGGUAUGAUUAAUUCUGGUCUGGUAUGUUAAAUCUGGUCUGAUUUGGAACUGAAAACCAUCUAACUAAAAACAUUCUUAUGCUUAUGUUAACAAAAAUUUAUUUUAAAGUUUUGGUAUUAGUUCUUUUUCAAAAUUAUUUCCAUUGUCCAACUAUUUUUUAUUCUUAUUUUGGUUUUAAUCAUCUAAAUACAAGCAAGUGUUAAAUUUAUACUGUAUAUCUCAACAUAUCACUGAUGGCAACGCCUUUGUGUGUGAUCUGCAUGUGGAUCUGCCAAUUAAGUGACAAAUUUUUGUGUCUAUGAUGAUUUUUCAUAAUGGUAAAUGUAAAAAACGUGUAAAUAUCCCCAUUCAUCAUGCUGGUCAGAAAAGUUUUUAUUAUGUUAAAUUAUUUCUUGAUCUAGUAAUGAAUUCAUAAAUAGGAACUCAUCAUUUAUCCCUUGCGAAGGAGUAAUUCACAUUCGCAAUUUCGUUAAUGAGCACAGUUUCUUUCGCUACAGUUAACCGAGGGUCUUGGUGAGUGUCUCAUACAAAAGUAGGGUUGGAUUCGGUUCGGGCCACCCGGCCUGUGACCCGGCCCGGUACAGUUCACCCAGAAGAAAGUUCAAAAUAUACAUGCCCAACAACUAAAAGUAGAGUAAACGUUGUACAAAAUAUAUAAAAAAUGAUCAAACCAUGAUGAUUUAACUGAAACUAGAGUUACGAGAACGACAAAUAUGUCUCCCCGAUGCUCAUAUACACCAAACAAUAUAUAUAUAUAUAUAUAUAUAUAUAUAGAAGAAAGUUCAUGUCCGGAAUUCCGGACAGGAAUCGCCGUUGGGACGGCGGCGUUUGGCCGCCUUUCUGGUGGAAUUUUUUUAUGAAAUUUUUGUGGCAUGUUCCUAAGACUAGUUUAUCCGCACAAAAAUUCAGCUAAAAACUCAAUCGGGAAAGUCGUCAAAUGAGUUUUACAAGUUAAUUGCGGUGAUUCCCCUUGACUUAAAGAAGCAGGACCACAAAAAAGGAUCGGUCACAGCUUUGCAUCAAUGAAAUGAAGAAAACAAAAAUCACAGAGCCACGUGGAUGACAGGAGUGACACGUGUAUCCUGAACGGUAGAGCCACACUCGGUUGUUGAUUAUUCAUCCAUAAAUUGUUGAGAUGUGGUGAUGUCAAUUUCUUGAGCUCUACGGGCCGCCUUCAAUCAAUGGUGGUAGCAUAUAAGCAUCUCAAGAGAUUUUGUGCUCAACCUCAUUCUAGUUUGUGUUAGGACAUUGCCAGUCGAACUAAAUUCUUGUUCCACAACAACUGUUGAAACCGGCAUUGAUAGCACAUGCUUAGCCAUCUUUGUUAAAAUCGGGAACAUUUUUCUUUUCCCUUCCACCAGUUUAGAACGUCAAAAUCAUCAUCUUCUUUAAAAUCAAUAUCAUAUGUUAAAUACAAAGAAAUCUCAUUAAUUGUGCUUUGUUGAGUAGUGAAAGUUGUUUUAGUUUUUCUAAUAAGAUUGGCAAAUGUAGAUUUCAGAAUUGAUUUUGCUUUAGAUGAAGAUGUUUGUGUCGGGGGAGGGGCGCGUUGCCAUAUUGUGCAUGAAACUCAUUAAAUAAUGCAUAAAAUAUAUCACUAACCUCGUUGUAUUCUUUUUUCGGAUCAAUUGUGUUCUCGUCAUACAUUCGCAAAGGACCAUAAAAAGUUUGAUAAUAAUAAUUCAAACAUUCUUCUAAAGAAUCAAGUCUUAAACGAGGAUCGAGAACAGAUGCAAUACCAUAAAUAUGCGGAAUAUGUGCAUAAUAUUUUAAAAACUUUUCCAUCAUAAAAUCAGCAAAAUAACUCACAUAAUCGGCAUUCCCAAAAGUUGCAAAAGUACCGGCGAGAUUAACAGCUUCACGAAUAAAUUGGUUUGAGGUAGGUUUAUAAACAUGACUAAAAGUUUCAGUUGCAUUAUAAAAAUAUAUCAAGGCAUUACAAAUUUUUCGCAGGUGUCGAUCUCAGCCGAGUUUAUAAUAUAGUUAUCAUAUUGUUUUAAAAAAGCAUGAAAAUGUUGUUUAUAUCUAAGUAGAACUGUCAUUAACUUAUAAAUAUUAUUCCAACGAAUUAACAAAUCUUUAGGAAAAGCCACAUAUUUCUCAUCUCUUUCUAUCAAAUAAUCAUGUCAUUUUUUUCUAAGUUUACCACUACCCCAAAUACAUCUAAUCCUCCCUUCACUACCUCCCAAGAAUCUCCUAACGCUUUUAGACCAUCUUGCACACAUAAAUUUAUAACAUGACAUGCAUAUCGGAUGAAAAAAUCUACUCAUCAAAGAAGUAGAACCACACAAUUCACGCAAUCUAGGUAUAGCAGCAGUAUUAUUAGUAGCAUUAUCAAUUAAAUUAUACUCAAUUAAAAUACGCUCAAUCAAAAUAUAAAUAUGUUCAGCGGUGUGACGAUCAUUAAAUUCACAAAAAGCAAGAACACAUUUAUGCAUAUUCCAAUCAUUAUCAAUAUAAUGUACAGUCAAACCCAAAUAAUGUAAAUUAUGAUAAGUAUCCUCCCAUAUGUCAGAACAUACAGUAAUACACCCAUCAAAGUUUGCCAAAUAAUUUUGUAACCUUACCUUUUCCGCACCAUAAAGCCUUGAAAUUUCUUUCUUAAUCGUUUUGCGACUAUAACCUCUAUAUUGAGGAUUUAAACAAGUUUGUGCAUAAUCACGAAAAGCAAGACUUUCUAAAAACAAAUAAGGCAAAAUUUCUUCAACAAGUAAGUUAGCCAUUCCAGUCAAAUUUUGUGCAUUAUUGUAUGAGAAAUUACCAAAAGGUUGUUGGUUAUUUGCAAAUCUUGAUAUUUGAGUUUGCUUCCUCGUUCCGCCGCCUAAUUUUGCAUACUCCAUCGGGUGUUUGGCCUUAAGAUGCCUUGCGGCGGAUCCGUUUCCACCGGAAAUCCCCAAGCUAUAAUUUUUCUUGCACCACUUGCAAGUUUAGUUCGGCCGACAAUGUCUUAACACAAACUAGAACGAGGUUGAGAGCAGAAUCUCUUGAGGGCGGCCCCUAGAGCUCAAGAAAUUGACAUCACCCCAUCCCAACACUUCAUGGAUGAAUCAACAACCGAGGGUGGCUCUACCUAUGUUGGAGAUUUCGACUGAAUAAUAUUUCAUGUUUUAAUUUUUACCUUCAAUUGUAACUUGUAAACUUGUAGUUCAUAUUUCAAAUAAAUAUACGUUCAUUUUUUUAUAUGUAGCAUUUUUUACUGAAUUCAUAAAAUUAAUUAAUUAAUUUUACAUUAUGUAAUUUAUUCAAACUAAAAUAAACAAAAAAAAAAUUGAAAUCAAAGGCCCCAAACGGCUAUAUAGCCGUUGGGCAGUUUGGUUGUUUGAAAUUUGAAUCAAUAGAGUCGUUGGGGUUGGGGGUGGGGUGGGUGUUGGGGGUACAAAAAUUUCUAUAAAUACUCCUAUUUUCUAACAUUUUUAUACACAUCUUCUCCAAUCUCCAAUCUCUAUUCUCCAUCUUCAUCUCCAUCUAUUCUAGUAUUUUCAGAAUUAUUAUAUCUACGAUUUUUAAGAUGAAAAGUCAAUAUACCGUUAUACGGUAUAAUUUUGAUACGCAGAAGGAUCCGAGGAUCGGGAUGUGUUACGCAACUUGCAAAUGGUGCGGGAAAAAGUGUAGCAUGGGGGGUUUCACGCGGAUACGGGAUGACAAGGAAACAUAUUAAGUCAUGUGACAAAGCCAAAGGACCAGGAGAAGAAACGUGGAAUGACAACUCAAGCAGGCUUUGUUGAAAAAGGUGUCAGUGUGGCUGUCGUUUUUUGGUAAGACAGUGUCAAAACUGUUUUUACAUGUUCCACGAAAUUGAUAUGUGUAGUGUUGGCUGUGUUCAUCUGGGGUUUUGUUUUUUGUGUUAUCAAAAUUUUGAGCUGGAUUAUCUCAUUGAUGGGGCACCCCCGGCACCCAGGCUCCCUUCGUCGGCACCUCUGUCCCCUAUGUAUGAAGAUGUUGAACUCGGUUGGUCCUUUGAAUCUGUUGAUGAAAACAGUGACGGUGUGGCUGUCAGUUGUUUUGUAAGACAGUGUCAAAACAGUUUUUACACGUUCCAUGGAACUGAUAUGCGUACUGUUGGUUGUGUUCAUCUGGGUUUUUGUAUUUUGUGUUAUCAAAAAGUUGAGCUGGAUUAUCUCAUUGAUGGGGCACCCCCGACACACAGGCUCCCUUCGCUCGUACCUCUGUCCCCUAUGUACGAAGAUCCUGAACUCGGGUGGGCCUUGAAUCCGUUGGUGAUGCUUCAGGUAACGCCCCAGGGAUGCCCCCCGUUGAUCUAACUGACCAUGUUGCCCUCAUGCGUUCCGUGCGGACGGUCUGUUUGAACAAGCGUUACUUCAACGCGGAUUUUGUUGUCGACUUGGGUUUCGGUUGGCUUGCUAAAUAGUUUUGGCCAGAUUUAAAUUUUAGUUUGGGGGAUGGGUUUGCCUAUGUUCAGGGGUGGAUGGUGCUGAAUGUGACUGAUGUACUCUUAUUUUGUGUUUGGCCCCCAAUUGGUCAAUAGUAUUAAUGUUUUGAAUGUUAUGUUGAUGCCUUUUAUGAUUUUAGAAUAGAUCUGUUUAUUUUCCAUUUGUGUGUGGUUCAUCCUUUUGUUAGAAAUCAAAUUUUUUAAAACUAUUUAUUUAUUA